AGCGCCGCACAGGUGUGUCGUGGGUUCACCCCUCUGGCUCUGCUGCCCUCGAGAUGUGGCGUUCCUCCGUGGAGGCUGCAGGCGUACAGGCAGGGAGCUCAAGGAAGCUGUUCUCCAGCUGGCACUGUCGAGGAUGGAUCCGUUUCUUCUCCCGAAAGUAACUUGCCUUCACCAGUAAAACAGGAACAAGCAAAAGCAGAAACAUUGCCCGACCUGAGUGCAAAGAUACUGUAUGAAGACUGGGAUGACAUCCCACCUUCAUCUGCUUUGGAGGAGAUUUCUGAGGAAGAAGCUGUACAGAUCAUUGCAGAACCACUUCUUCCCCUCCAGUCUUCCACACUCCGAGAUUAUGUUGAUCACUCGGAAACCCUGGCAAAACUUGUCCAACUAGGAGUUGACUUAUCCCAAGUGGAAAAACGUCAAAAGGCAGGUCAACUCUUACUGACCUUGGAUUUUGAAAAAGAUAUAAGAAAAAUACUUCUGUUUCUUAAGGAUGUAGGUGUAGAAGACAAUCAGCUGGGACCAUUCCUGACCAAAAAUCCAUACAUCCUUGGUGAAGAUCUGGAAGCUUUAGAAACCAGAGUGGCUUACCUAAAAUCAAAAAAAUUUGGUAAGACAGAAAUUGCUCAGAUGGUCUCAAGAGCUCCAUAUUUGCUGUUGUUUUCAGUGGAAAGACUGGAUAACAGACUGGGUUUCUUCAAAAAUGAACUUGGCCUCAGUGUAAAAAAGACAAAGGAUCUGGUAAUUCGUCUUCCAAGGCUACUGACUGGCAAAUUAGAGCCCGUAAAAGAAAAUCUUCAGGUUUGUCAGAUUGAACUUGGUUUUCAGCGUAAUGAAAUUCAACAGAUUGUGUUUAAAACCCCCAAGAUUUUAACUGCAAGUAAAAAGAGACUCAAGCAGACGUUUGACUACUUACACAACAUAAUGGGCAUUUCCCACCACAUGCUUAUUCGCUUUCCUCAGGUUUUCAACUCAAAGCUAUUACGAAUCAAAGAGAGACAUAUGUUUCUUACAUUCUUGGGAAGAGCUCAGUAUGACCCAGCAAAACCCAGCUACAUCUCUCUGGACCAGCUAGUAUCCUUGCCCGAUGAGGUGUUUUGUACAGAGAUUGCCAAAGCUUCUAUACAGGACUUUGAAAAAUUCUUAAAAACACUUUAAUUAGUAACACAUGUAAAAAGGAAUAGAAUAAAGUUAUUAAUAAACUUAUUUUAUAAAACUA
Messenger RNA from Pterocles gutturalis (yellow-throated sandgrouse), 1219 nucleotides. It is a transcript of the gene MTERF3, whose product is annotated as mitochondrial transcription termination factor 3. Gene Ontology annotation, molecular function: double-stranded DNA binding. Gene Ontology annotation, cellular component: mitochondrion. The annotation marks the transcript as partial. NCBI's taxonomy places the organism in Eukaryota, Metazoa, Chordata, Aves, Pterocliformes, Pteroclidae. The record is from RefSeq and is a predicted model, not a curated record. The transcript is spliced from 7 exons. Gene Ontology annotation, biological process: regulation of DNA-templated transcription; mitochondrial ribosome assembly.